Molecule: messenger RNA, 4329 nt
Organism: Anneissia japonica
Lineage: Eukaryota; Metazoa; Echinodermata; Crinoidea; Comatulida; Comatulidae
Product: F-box only protein 16-like
Exons: 8
Coding region: 132-1223 (363 amino acids)
Molecular function (GO): protein binding
Source: RefSeq, a predicted model, not a curated record
CACCGACUGCCGUGAGCCAUACAAAUAGCUUCUGUCACUAAACAUGAACAGGUUUAUAGAGAUUUACCCGGGGGAAUAGAUUACAUCAAUCACCUCCUAAAUAAUUUCAAUGUUUUGAAUUUCUAUCAACAAUGGCUUGGUCUGGAGAUCAAAAGCGGUUGGACAACAAAAAACGGAAUCUAGAUUCAAAAGCAAGGUUCAGCACAUGGACGCCUAUGAACCACCAGCCUACUAAUGACAAAGUAUUUGAAGAAAGACUUGACAUCCUUCACAAAUGGUUUGACAAAUGGACGGACUUGCAGAAGAAGAAAGCACUGGAGCACGUGCUUGGACAAAGUAAUCUCAACCAACUUGAAUUUGUUAAAGGACUUGUGUCUUUACAAGUGCCUGUUAGAAAAGAAGACUUUACAAGGGUCUUACCCCGAGUAAUUUGCAUUUAUAUCUUUUCAUAUCUGGAUCCAAGAAGCCUGUGUAGAUGUGCUCAGGUGUGUUGGUAUUGGAAAUUCCUUUGUGAGUCUGAUCAGAUAUGGAUGCCAAAGGCUCUGAAGCUUAACUGGUAUCUUACCUUCCAGCCCAGCCCAUUUGAAACAGGUGUUUGGAAGAGGCUGUACCUGGAGAACGUAAGAAGCCUGCAUUAUCUACCACCAAAGAAUGCCCCAUCGUCACAACCUGUGAAUGGUGAACAGAAGCAAACAAAAAGUAGUGUAAGCAGUGCCAGAAAACCACCAAGGCCUAGGUCAGCAGCAGCCUCCUCAAAGCCACUCGAACAUAAGCCAUGGAGAGGAACAGAUCCGAAAGCAGUGGAUACAGUAAGGAACAACUACCUGGAUAACAAUGAUGAGAUUUUAAAGGCAAGGGAGAGGAGGAUGGAGAAGAGAGGUACCAAAUUAAAGAAAAGUGGCUCAAUCACGGACAUGAGUGAGAGCGCCAAGCAGAGUAGACCGAUGUCUGCUGGUAUGGCCUACAAAUUGAAGAAAGCCAGCUCAACUUCAAAUGUAAGUGAUGUUGAUGGCCGUCCAGAUUGGGCUAGAGGGCUAGAAGACACCUCAAACCAGUACUCCACCAGUCUGGGUAUGAGUGUAAGCAGACCUGGUCCAGUAGUAAAACCAGUACCAUCAUCAAAAGCAGUUACGCGAACUGAGAGGCAUCCACCUGCUAAUAAUCUUUUCCCAACACAAGCAUGGACCACUGUUAACCAAGAUUCGUCUGAUGAUGAGAGGUGACACUAAAAUCUGUCUAAAAGUGGGAACUAACAGGUCAGAGGUCAGCACUACACAUCAUUUUAGUAUGACGAUCUGUACUUUUGCAAAUAAAAGUAUUCAUGGGAGAGUGUUGGACACCUCUUAAGAACAGAAUAACCUAUAUGAUGCUCUCUUUAUUAUGAGGCUAAGGGCAUCAGUUUUUCUUAGUUAUAAGAAAGAAAAUCUAGGUGUCUCACAGGAUUUGGACCAAGGACUAUGGAAUUUUGAGCUUGUUGACCUGCAAAAUACAGCUUCAGUUCUUUAAAAAAUUAGUAACUGUACUUAUAUCCAAUUAGUAUUGGAAUACAAUGGACAGAAUGAAGGUCCUACUGUUGGCUGUUCAGAGAAUUUCUGUCAUGCCAAAUGAAUUAAAUAAAAUAAUAUAAUACAUACGAUUUUAAAAUGAAUAGUGUAUCCUGAUCCAGAGAUUCAGAGGGUGGAUUAUGUUUCUUGUUUUAAUAGAAAAACAGAUUUCUGAAAAUAUUCCAGUCUUUUAAGUACUGGAAUAUUUUAUUUUUUUUAUAUUUUUUUAUUUGUUAUAAUUCUUAGAGACUACUGUAUACAUUUAAAAAUGUAUACAGUAGUCUCUAAGAAUUGUAACACACAAGCAUUAUUUAUUAUGGCUUCAAAAAUAAUGCUGUAAAUAUUUUUGAAAUAUAUUGACAUAGAAAUUGAAUCAUGUACUUUUUUAUUUCUGAAAAUAAAGCCUUGAAUUUAUUUCAAUAAUUUGAAGUUACUUCAUCAAAUUCAGUUGAACUUUGACCUUGAUUAAUAUUUAGUUUAAAUAAUUAUUAUAUUUUCUGUUAUACUACCACUAUCAUAAUGCUUUGCAUCUAUGUUUAUGCUUGAGGUAUCAAAGAGUUAGGAAACUGUAACAAUCUUUAGCAAUGUCCAAACUCUACAGUGUGUGAAGUAGAUCUAGUUUUUCAUUCCAAGUCAUGCAUAUUGUAAUAUGUUAAAGAUGUGUGGGUAUUAGGUUAACUCUAAAGAUAGGUAUCAUAUUUAUUUUAUUUGUUUAUUAAGUAAAUUUAUAUAGUAUUUAUUUUUCAAUAUUUUGAGAUGUUGACUGAAAGAGGCUUUCUAUUACAUAAACACUACAAUGGAAAAAAAGAAAACAAACAACAGUACAACUAUAAAACCAGCAACAAUGUUUUCUAUUGGGUUAAUUUAGAUUUUUUCAAAGUGAAAUACUGUAUACCAAGGAUCAAACCACAAAAAGUCCAAAGGCUUAUUUCCAGUGGGUCCGUCUUGUCAUGAAUUUGGCAGUAAACAGGAGACAAUCCCUUGCUUAUUUCUAAAGAGAGUACUGCACAUGGGCCACAUUGCACACAGGACCUGUCAGCUUCAAGACCUCAUCCGCUCAUCCGAUAGAAGUCGUGCUAUUAAAACGCAUUGCGAAUUUUCCCAACCCUCAUUCUAGAACGGGAGAGCAGUGGAUAAAAUUGAACAACAGACCAAGGCUAAGAUCUCCACACUGUCCACCACCAGUUUAGCCGACUGAGCUAAGCUGCUCACUUAUCAAACUCAUAGGCAAUAUUGAUCAGACUUUAAACCAUUGUCCGACACUGACAUGUCUGAAACAAGCAGUAUAUGAAAUUCUAAUCAAACCUUGUUGAGUUUUAAUGCAGCACUGAAAAUCGUAGUAGGUCAAUAGUUCAUAGUUCUUGCUCAUAUGAACCUGAUUUGUGCUAACUAGAAACCUUUAAAGAUUAGUUUUAUUUGAUUUUACACUAGCUUUCAAGCACACAGUGCUCUUUAAUACAAGUAUACGGUAAUCAAUCUCAUAGGCUCUGGGCAAAUUGUCAAAAUAACUGUUGUAUGUCCAUAUAUAGUCAUGAUGUGCCUAUAUAUGGUAAUAAUGUGAUGUCAUCAUGACCAUAAUAGGCAUGUCACAUGUUUUUGUCAAAUAAAAUUUGAUAGUCUGGACAGGGCUUUAAACAAUGUAGUGGUGAUGGAGAUAUAAUAGAAAUCUACUUUCACCUGAAGAAGUGCUAGAGUCAAAUAAGUACUACAAUUUCCAGUGUUGUGUUUGUUAGUACUGAACUCGCAGCUCAUCUAUUGUUGAGUUUAACAGAUUUAAAAAAAAUCUGAAUAGGAUGUGCCUGGAGUACAUCAUAUUUAUUAUGACUUUAUAAAGUAGUUUUAUUGUUUUUCAUUCGCCUACGUUAUACGCAAAUGUUUUAAUACCUGAACUUUAUGCUAUUUUUGGAUUUUAUAGUACUAGUAUUUCAACAUCCAGGGUAUCAUGGUUUGCAAUCCACUUAAAUUUUACAGUUGUGAAUCGUCUUUUGCCUCAUAUGUUGUUUGAAAAUGUCCAGUAAUACACAAUAGCAUAAAUAACUAUGUAUUUACAUUAGAUGAAUUAUGUGAUGUUGAAAUUUGAUUUUGCCUGUUUAAUAAAUAUUUUCUAUAUAUAUAUAUAUAUAUUCUCUCUGUACUUUUUGAUGAUUGUUUUAAUUAUAAUUAGCAGCUCAUGUCCAACUAUGCUCCAGUACCUAUAAAAAUUCAAUGUUUAUGACUCAUGAUUCAAACUUUAUUUUAUUACAUCACUAACAUUUUAACAUAAAUUUUUUAGUAUGUAUAUAAAGGCUUAUUAGUAUAACAGUAAAAAAUGAGAACAACCUUCAAAAUAACAUUGAUUUACACAAAUAAUUUGUAGUAAAAAAUAUGCGCAUUAUCAGGCAUAACUGAAAAGGGAACCAACAAGUUGCAACACUGAACUUAAAUUUUUUUUUUUCAGAACUAGUUAUAACAGUAUUAUGAUUACAUAUAUGAAACCCAGAUAAUUCAAUUUCAUUAUCUUUAAUUCUAAGUGGUUCAUAUGUUUUAUUAUACAUAGAUAUAGGCUGUUAGGAAAACCAAUCAUCUAUGCAUACCAGUUUCAAGGAUGUUAACUUUCAUGAAUGUAGAUGCAACAAAAUACUGAAUAGUGCCCUCUAUAUUUUUUGUAAGGUAGUCCAUAGGUGUGGUACACAGUUAUUUAUAAAGGAGAUAGUUUCAAUCUGUCAUUUAACUCAGCUCUUUCAGUGAAUAUAACUGGAAAACAUUAAUUGUGCAAAAAAUAAAAACACAAACAAAAAAGCACCAA